Molecule: messenger RNA, 1688 nt
Organism: Corythoichthys intestinalis (scribbled pipefish)
Lineage: Eukaryota; Metazoa; Chordata; Actinopteri; Syngnathiformes; Syngnathidae
Exons: 2
Coding region: 715-1389 (224 amino acids)
Source: RefSeq, a predicted model, not a curated record
CCAGAAAUCUGCUAUGGCUUCCCACUGGCUGGUUGUAGAACACGGCAAACAAAUCCGGCUGGAGGGCUUUGCAGACCUCGGACAAACCGCUGGAUGCAGUGCUUGAUGCCAAUUUGACAGACCACCUCGAAACCAUCUUCUGCGUCGCCUGUGCCUCAACAUUUGUAUGAUCAACAUUUAUUCAAUGUUGAUAGCAGAAGAUCCACAUUCAAGCGUUCCAUCUUGGAUUGUUUAUUUUUUCGCGGGAGGAAGUCAACAAGCAUGCCCCAAAACCGUACAAACAUAACGCCACACCCCUCUAUUGGCUUGGUGUUGAAUUACAGAGCAACGCGUGACCUGGCCGGAGAACCAUCGAAUGUCGAAUGACGCCGUAGUCGCUGUGCCGUCACCGCAACGCGGGAGCAUAACUCAAGCUUUAGUCCGGUCUUUGAAGGCCAUGCCAACAAUGCUGGCUACUACGCCAGCCUUGAGCUCCCAGAGGGCACCUGUUCCUACACCAACCCCUAUGCAGACGGUAACAAGCAGAUCUUCGUCUACUUUGACCCCGUGCACCUUUGGAAGAACAUCUACAGCAGCUUCCACAACAACGGCUCUAUGGUGCCACCCAGGUGUCCUGGGGCUGAAGUAAGUAGCCAGCAUUAUUCACUUAAUAAAAAAGAUUAAUCAAAACACCUAUCUUUCUAAAACAAACAUGUAUUUUAUGAGCCUGAGAGGAUGAGGACGGCCCGAUUCUCAAGCCUGAAGGUGCUGGCCAGGUGGGAGAACUACAAGUCUGAGAACUACAAGUUGACCCAGACGGUUCUGGCGCGCUCUUUGAUCGAGAAGCAGAGCGUUGGGCUCAUCGUGGCGGUCGUCAACCUCACACUUUGCAGUGACCAUGGGCAAGGAGGAACACAGGGACACGGCCGACAUCUUGGAGAUGUUACAGAGGACAAGGGAGAGCUGGAGAUGGGCCGGGCGGUCCUCAAACGGCCAUCUCUCCUCAUGGCCCACUUGGUGUCCUUCGGAAUCUCGCUGUGGGACUCCCUGAUGUGCAGGAAGCACAAGAAGGAGCACAGGGUUAGGUUCCUCUGCCUUGCCAUGCACCACAGUGACGGCUUCAGGCACCUGCUGGAGUUCCUGGUGGCCACAGACCCGACCUUGCAGUGGUACAAGUGCCAGGAGGGGCACAGGCUGGCCAACACCAUUUUGCCGCACAUCAGGAGGUCCCUCUUCAACUGUUUUGGUGCCAACUUCUUUAAGGAUGUGACUUCAGAAGCGAGGAAGAACAAGGCCUUGGUUAGCCCGUCCAGCAGGAAGAGGAGCAGAGUCGAGGAGGGCAGAAAGGAGAGAGCGAGGAACAGGAACUUGUUCAAGUCGAGGAAGCUGACCAGAAAACGCAAGGCAUAGAAAGAGGCUAUGUGAUUGUUGAAAGACGAGGCUCACAUCCUGGUAACACGACAUCGAUUAUUUGCACUUCCUGAAUUAUAGGACUAUUUCAUACACAUUUUAUAUUUAUGUUUAUUUAGACUUCAUACUUUAUACUUGCACGUCACUUUUAAGAUUUUACCUUAUCUUAUCCUGCACUGUAAAGGGAGAUGCUCCACAAUUUCAUUGUACAACUGUAUAAUGACAAUAAAGGGCUAUUCUAUUCUAUUCUAUUCUAUUCUAUUCUAUUCUAUUCUAUUCUAUUCUAUUCUAUUCUAUUC